AGGACCUCUACGUAGUUGUACUGUGUCAAAUCAUUUCCUGUUCCUUGGUUUGUGAUUUUUCGACACAGCAACUGAUUUUUCCUCAGCCGCAAGUCCAAUAGAAACCGUAGACAAUAAUUUGCGUAUCUAUAAAAACAGCCACGUCUUGAUCACCGUCGAUGUGUCCACCGUGUCACACAUGUCGCGCUCUAACCCCGCCCACUAAUUGGUUGUUUAUAAUACCUUUUAAUAAAGACCGUCCACAUUGAUUUUCACUACGCGAAAAAACCCGUAACAAAAUGGACGAGUCCAAAAUCAUCGAGCGCAUUCUGGAAUGCAGCUACGAUGCGCAGUCUGCGAAUUUUGUGAAGGCCGUGGUUGACCAGCUAAAGGAAGCCGAGUCACCUUCCUUCAACCGCGCAGACUUGAUCGUGGAGGCGAAACUGGGCAUACUGUACGCGGACCAGAUCAAACAGAUCCAGUAUUUACAUGGGUGCUUCCUCCGCUGUGAGGACUUCGCAAGGAAGGACAAACUCCAGCAAGAGCUGAAGGACAAAAUCCCGGACUUGAUGCGCUUGCUCGCCAGAUACGCGAAUUUGGUCUUGACCAUGCCUUAUGAAAUGCAAACAUCACAAGUCUGGAAACUUGUGAUGCUGAAAUGUGGAUGAUGGAAACAGCUCCGAAUGCAACCCAGCAUGACAACUUUCGAGAACGCUUUCUCAUACGCAAUCCACAUGAGAAACUGCGUAUUUGCAUGCACAAAAGAGGCUGCAGCGACUUCUGUUGGUUAUGCAAUACAGAUUUUUUUUUAGGUAUGGAAAGCUAGCAUUACAAGUUCCAACCUUCCAGACCCAGACAUAUUUGCAAUCCAUAUGCCGGAAAUGUUCAGCGACCCGGACGGUAACAUGAACAUGAGCACAGUCGUAUUCCGAGCAAAAACGUCCUCGCCCCAGAGUUGUCAUGCAAAUCAGCACGCCAAAAGAGUUUCUCAUGCGGAGCCCCAUGAGAAGCAUUUUCUGGCCGUGUUUUGGGAUUUGUGAUGCUAUAAUCAGCAUGAUAAGAUAUAUCUCUGAUGCUGCUGAACUACCUAAACAGGAUCACACUACGCGGACAAACUUGUCAUGCGAAACAACCAAAGCUGGCUGAUUUUGUCUAGCAGAUUCCCCAUCUUGACUCUGGUGUGGGGGCGUUUUUACUCAGGAUAAGUCGCCGGUGCGGAUUUGCUGGUCCAAUUAUUUUGCCCAACGCCACUAACCCCCGGCGGACCCGUGCCGAACCGGAUAUUAACGCUAAACUUCGUCCACUUACUGGUGACCACGAUUUGUGAUGAACUAGACCCGGCAGAUGACCAGCUCACCGCGAUACAAAUUCUCUUCCAACCGGCGUUGGACCAACUAAUGCAGAGGAUCAAGGGCAGGUGUUUCACGGACCACAAAAUGCAGGAUGUUGGGUUUUUGACCAGUCUGAUCAGCAGAAAAUCGCAGUUGCUGAACAAAAUCGUCACCACCUGCAGCAAGCAGUUCCAACCCGACGCACAGAAGAUUAUGUUCGGGACGAAAGCUGGACAGGAAAAAUCUAACGGGUUCAAUUUGCAAAUGGAAUCGCUUUUCGGAACACUACUCUGUCCAACCACCAUGGACACCAUGCUGUACCGCUCGGUGAAAGCGGACGUGAGGUCGAUGCACUUCGAAAACGCGACCAAAAAAUCCCAGAAAACCGUGGAGGCGUCGAAAAAAACGUUGCAAGGGACCAUGGGACAGGUAUAAUUCUAAUGUGAACUUGUGUUGCUGAGACGUGGAGUGGAAGUGUGUUUUGUCAUGCAUAAUCUUGAAACGAAAGUGAAACGAAACCCAAUUUAUUUACUAGGUCAUGGAGCAAACCCUGAACGUGGUGAAUCCGCUGCUACUAUGAAGUGCAAAAGUCUAACGUACUAGUAGAAAUAGCAUCACAAAUUCCCUCAGCAUUAGUAGAAAAGGAAUCUCCAAUGCUCUUUUCCCUUAGGAAGAAGAUUUGUCAUGCAUGUUUGCAACUUUAGGACAAGUACGAUGCUUUUGCAGUUGAUAGCUGCGUUCCGGCGAGGACUGCCGGGAAGCGGUCGUUCACUGGCUCGCCGAGAUGUUGAAGGGAAAUGACGACCGCGCAAAGGGCGCGAACCAGAUUCACGAGGGCGGGCAGGAGAACCAUAUCAAAUGCAAAAGUGUCUGGGUCUACUAGAAGAAUGCAAGUUUGUCAUGCUUGCCUGGCAUGACUCGAGAAUCUGUGUUGCAUAAGCACGAAAAGGCCCUCUUACCUGUCAUGCAAAAACGCAGUUUGCCAUGCGGAAUACGUAAGACAUGGGAGCCAAAAAAUUUGUCAUGCAUAGCUGCGUAUUGCAGUCCGUCUACGAUUCACUUUUAGCAUCACAAGUUUCCAGACCCAGACAUUUUUGUAUCUGAUAAACCACUUCAUCGACACCUUGUCCAACUCGGACAUCCCCUUCCACCAGAACUUAGACGCCCGGUUAACCAUGCAGAUCCAGCAAGCGAGGACAGUCGGGUAUUCCACGCCCGGGUGCGGGUUGAACGUGUUCUGGCUGUUACUGGAGUUGAAUCGACCCGUGAAAAUUUCCGCGGUGGGGCAGUUGUUAGACUCCAGCAUUUUCGCCGUGGACGAGGAAGUGAAAAAGUUACUCGGCGAUUUUUCCUCCGAAACAAAAAUGGGCGACGAGGAACAGGUGAAGCUUGCGAAGAGCGGUUUGAAGAUGGCUUUGCUGGAUGAGAACGGGAACCAGAAGCAGAAAUUUAAGUUCGCGACGCAGAUCUUCACGCUGUUACUCAAAUCCUUCAACUGCCUCGCCUGCCCGGUGUUGAAGGAGGACAUGUGCUACGUCGCGGCGUUUUCUUCUCUGUGGAACAAAGCGCCGGAGAAAGCGGACAAGUGCUUCGGGGAGCAUAUGCAAGAAAAAAACUGUGUAAGUGUAAAUUUGUGCUGCAGAAGAUGCAACAGAGUUACACCUGUCAUGCCAGACAGCCAUCAAGUCCUCUUUUCAUGGGUGUUUUCCCUAUACAAACCAUGCAUGACAAGGUUUCUCUGUCAUGUAGAGCAUAUUUGUGAUGCUGUUCCUCAAAGAAAGUUACACUUACACACUUUUGUUCCUGAAUAGAGCAUUUGUGCAUCAGCACGGUGUUGGAGCAGGAGGGAUUCCUGUCCGGGUUGAUCCACGGCAUAAAUCUACUCGCAUUGUUAUGGGAGUGUCAGAAUCGAAAUUGACAAAAUCGAAAAACCUGUGAUGCAUAAAAUCGACACCAGUCGGAGCCUCAGUUUCCAAGUGGCGCAUGACAAAUUUCGGAAGCACUAAAAUCCAGUCUGUCAUGCUGUUUGGGCAAAGAAGACUGCUCUUGUCAUGGUACUCUGGCAGCACAACGCCUUCCCCUAAACAGGCCUGCCACCGGUCUCAUUUGCUUGCUCCCCAACACAGGCCAUACGUGCUCUACAUUUUAUGCAUUACAAAUUUUUCGACUUUGUCGAUUUCGAUCCUGACAGUCCCAUAACUGUACUUACUCGCCGCCGCUUACCCGGAAUGCAAGCCGAAGUUCGCCGACAACCCGGAUAGACCAGCAGCGGCGUUCACGAAUGUGACGAUCCCCCCGAAGCAGGUUUCCCCCGAGUGGUCGGUCCUGCCGGCGUGCUUGGUGGAGAAUCUCGUCGCGAUUUUGGAAUAUUUCCGCGACGUGCAGUACCCACCAACGACCCAGCACCCGUUUUACCAAAGGGUAGAUGUGGACAGUCUCUUACUCUUGCUCGUCUUCUUCCUCGGCGCGGGCGACCACGUGAAGAACCCGAGUACCCGGGGGAAAGUGGUGAACAUUAUUAGCUUUUUGAUCAAGUCCCAGCGGUGGGCGACGAGACUCCAGGAAUUCAAGCCGGUGGUCCAGAACAUCAUCCCCUCGUGCUUGCUCGUUUUCAACGCGGUGGAGAAAACAAAACAAAGUUAUUACGAUAUCAGGAUGCAGCUGAAAUACCAGCUCCGCGUGCCCAUCAUGGAACUCUUCGGGUUGUUGAUUUCUGGGAACCAGUCCAGUGAGCUACACCGGAAAAAUUUGAGAAAUUUCGCAUCCGAACAGGAGGACGAUUUUUUGAAGUUCCUGAACUUGCUGAUGUCGGAUGCGACGGUGCAAUUGGAUGAGGGCAUGGACACGUUGGCAUCGAUAAGAAAACGGAAAGUGUUGGCCGAGAGAAGAGCCAGAGGGGAGCAGAUCAAUGACGAGGAGUUGAUGGAAACGGCGGCGGCUGGUAUAGAGCGUGUUUUCAAGAACGUGAUCAUUGAUUCUGUGUCUGUCAUGCAUAAACUGCAUUUUUCAUUUUCUUUGACACUGUCUUCGUGUAGUUUUUGCAUCACUAAUUCCACUAAAUAAAAGGCGUCGGCGUCGACCGCGGUGGCAUGGAGGACGACGAAAGGAACGAGCAGGGCGAGGAUUUGUACAGAAGAUCCAGAAGAGACCCCAAGGAGCACUGCGUCACCUACAUGAAAUUAGGGUUCCGGACGAUUAAGACCCUGCACUCCAUCGUGAAAGAAACACCGGAAAUCGUGUAUCACAAUGAGAAAUGCCCCUACCCCAAGCUUGGCACCCUUUAUAUUGCAAACCUUUCCAAUAGAAACAUUCCCCGUCUUGCAUGUAUCAGCAUCACAAAUUUUCCAUGCUGAAUAGCUUGAAUCUGUGUUGCAAAGGAGCCCACCAGUAGCCGGAUCUGUUAUGCAAAAGAUAGCUCGCGCACCUAGAUUCUGCAUCAGAAACGCUCGUAGUCCUCUCAUGCAAGACAAAAAGCUUUCACUUGGAAACUUUGCAUGAGAAACUUUUGUAAAUUCCGGGGUGGUGGCAUUUUUCACUGUAAUAUCGUGACGAAAAAAUCCGUUAUGCAUUGCAAAAGUAUCGUACUAGUAUGAAUUGCAAUACAAAUUUCCUAAACAUGAGAAAUGGAAUUUGUAAUGCGGAUUUGCCUUGAUAAAAAUAUUUGUAAUGCAUGACUGCAAUUACUACGAGUGCGAUACUUUUGCACAGGAUAUCCGUGGUUCUGCAGCAGAUGGUCCAGAACUGUUUGAAUGCCUGCAUGGACAGGUAUUUGAUACAUUUUUUCUGUUGCAGCGCUGCGCAUGAGAAAUAGCUUCUGUCAUGCAGGAUUGGACAUUAUGAUUAUUGCAUGAACGAGGACACAACAACUCUCACAGGCUUGUCGGCCCCAAGUCCAUGAAUUUGAAGCAGCAAGGCGGGCAGAAAGAUUACGCCGAGUUUCAUUUCAAGCCGGUGGAACUGCUCACUUUCAUCAUCGAGAUGCUCGUCGUCAUAGCAAGGACAGAAAGGGAUAAGGUACAGAAAGUUCUACUACCAUGUUGAAUGAUGCAGGUUUUGCUAUCUCAAACUCAAUGUGUUUUCGCAUUGGAAAAAUCAGCACGAACGACGUCGCAACAUCCAACCGUAUUUAUUGUCCCGUACAUCAAAUAUUAAAACAGGUAAUCCACCACGUGAUCAACGACGCUCGAGCGGGGAACAUCAACACCUUCGAAAAGGCUGUCCGCAUUUCCCGCCGCGACGGCAUGAUAAGCAAAGACUUGUCUGAGGAGUUCGCAAGCUUUGUCAAAGCAUUACUAGAGCAGACGGGGUCUGCGGAAGACCAGCUGGCGGCGAUCGAGCAGAAAGUGGGCUCGCUACCAGAGGAAUACAUGGAUCCGUUAAUGUACGACUUUUUGAAGUUUUUUUUUUGUUUUCCAAAAUGAAAAUUUCGCAUGCAGGUCUCGAAUGAGGAAAAGAAUCUGUCAUGCAAAAACCCAAAACUGUUACUCUAUCAGGGACAUCGUAAUGAACGAUCCCGUGGAGCUCCCUUCCGGCAACAUCGUCAACAGAGACACGGCGGAGCGAAUCGCCAUGGGCGACGGUAUGGACCCCUUCACAAAAGCUUCGUUCACGAAGAAGGACUUGAAACCAGCACACGAGCUCCGGAAGAAAAUCUACCAGUUUUUCACGGUGGUAUCAAAUGCAAAAGUGUCUGGGUCUGGGAGGUUGCAACUUGUCAUGGUAAAUCUGAAGCAUGCAAAAAUCUGUGUUGCAGGAGUGCCAAAAGCUGUCCACUUUUGACCAAGAUGGAAGGCAGUUUCUCAUGCAGGAUAGGCAUGGGAGAGACGGAGACCUCGCAGAGUCUGUCAUGCUAAGUCCCGCACUCCACACCUCGUGGGUCAUGAAAAAUCUGCAUGACAAGUUUGCACUUUCCCAGACCCAGACAUUUUUGCACUUGAUAGGUGGAGCACGGCUACAAAAUGGCACCGCCGGAAGUAACAGAGGAUGGGGAUGUCAACAUGGACGGGACGACGCCAAGAUAG
This is a messenger RNA of Amoebophrya sp. A120, 6331 nucleotides long. The record is from the annotation of a GenBank genome assembly. Lineage: Eukaryota; Dinophyceae; Syndiniales; Amoebophryaceae.